GGCCCCGCGCCCCGGACGCGGUUCGGGCGGCGGAAGGGGCGGGGGAAGCCGGGGCGGCUCGGGGGGCACCGGCGCGAUGUUCCUGACGGCGGUGGCCCAGGCCAAGAGCAAAGCUAAAUACGUUCUGGUGAAGAUGAGAAGUACAGCGGAGACGGGCUACUGUUUCAACAUCAGGAGACCCCGACUGCAGGAAAAACUGGUCUUACUGAGAUACGAUCCCAUUGCAAAACAACGUGUCCUCUUCACAGAGAGGAAAAAAAUCCGCUCAAUGUGAACAAUGACUGGACUUGAUUUAUGCCUGAGGAGAGGAUAGUCUGGGGGGAGGACAGGGUGAACGCUGAUUCAGAAAUCCAGCAACAUGGGCUGAAAAGAGAGGAAAUGAACUGGGAUCACCGUCUCCUGUGAUUUGAAGGCCAUUGUGAAUAAAACAAUGUAGAGAGAGAAUAUUCUUAAUGUCUGGACAUAGAUCAUCACAGUAACAUUUAUUUAUCUUGAGUUAUUUUUACAGUACUCAAUUAAAAAAAAUUAAAUAGCAAA
Myiozetetes cayanensis is the source of this 537-nucleotide messenger RNA. RefSeq names its product mitochondrial ribosomal protein L33 (gene MRPL33). The record is from RefSeq and is a predicted model, not a curated record. Gene Ontology annotation, cellular component: ribosome; mitochondrion. The transcript has 4 exons. The coding region runs from base 77 to 274 and encodes 65 amino acids. Gene Ontology annotation, molecular function: structural constituent of ribosome. Lineage: Eukaryota; Metazoa; Chordata; Aves; Passeriformes; Tyrannidae. Gene Ontology annotation, biological process: translation.